Messenger RNA from Labrus bergylta (ballan wrasse), 1848 nucleotides. Its product is annotated as EEF1A lysine methyltransferase 3. Gene Ontology annotation, cellular component: cytosol; cytoplasm. Gene Ontology annotation, molecular function: protein-lysine N-methyltransferase activity. The record is from RefSeq and is a predicted model, not a curated record. NCBI's taxonomy places the organism in Eukaryota, Metazoa, Chordata, Actinopteri, Labriformes, Labridae. Gene Ontology annotation, biological process: peptidyl-lysine methylation.
UUUAUACAUCUUUGUCAUGCAGCUUAGUGUUUAUUACUCUGUUUAUGUUCCUAUUGACUGACCUGGAAGGCGUCUAAACGUCAUCCUGCACACAGCAUGUUAGUUGUGUAUGUUAGGUUUUAACUAACACACGUAGGUACUGACUUUAAAUCGACGAAACUAAUUUAAUUUUACCAGUCAUGAUUUCUGAUGGGGAUGAAGACGACCCGUUUCCUGUUGACGACUGUCUUUUUGCCGAUACUUUUUCUCAAGACACUGUUUACACUUUAUGCGGGCAGGAUCUGAAGAUAAGACAGGUGUUCGGUGCGAACCUCGGCGUGGCUGCCCCGGUCUGGGAGGCAGCGAUACAGCUGUGUUGUUUCUUUGAGGAUGAGUCGGUGGAUUUGAGAGGAAAGCGCAUCAUUGAGCUGGGAGCAGGGACCGGUGUGGUUGGUAUUUUGGCCGCACGCAUGGGUGCAGCAGUGACACUCACAGAUCUUCCUUUGGCUCUGCCACAACUUCAGGCAAACGUGUCUGCUAACAUUCCACUCGGUGGUUGGCCGGUCUCCCUUCCUACCGUCCUCCCUCUUUCCUGGGGUGAGGACCAAAUGAAGUUUCCCUCUGACUGGGAUCUGGUGCUUUGUGCAGACAUAAUUUACCUCCCAGAGACUUACCCACUGCUUGUAGAAACAUUAGCUCAUUUGUGUAAGAGCAGAGGCCUGGUAUAUCUAUCUUCUAAAAUGCGUAAAGAGCACGGGACUCAACAUUUCUAUGAGGACUAUCUGCCAGAAAGAUUUAAUGUGGAGCUUUUGAAGCAUGAGGAAAAUCAAAACAUUAACAUAUACAGGGCAUCUCUAAAGUAAAACCAGUGACCACAGGGGCUACCUGCUAUAGACCUUGUACUUAAUGAAUUUCUGUACUGACACAAGUUAUGACUAUUUUAAUUUCAAUGCCUACAAUUAAACAAACCUAAGAGGCUAUUGCAAUUUGCAAAAGGCACAACUGUUUAUUUGACAUAUAUAUCAAGGGGCUUAGAUUCCAAAGAACACUACAGUUUCAUUUGUUUUUUUAAAUUGAAGAUCAACAUUUAUAUUUUAUAAUGUAAUUACAACUUGUCAAACAUUUGCACACAUUUUCAAACAAAAAAAAUGGCUUCCCCUGUAUUGAGAUUCAGUCAACUAAUUGCUGGUCUAGAACCUAAAGGUAGAGUCAGUAGCAUUGUCAAUGCACCUUGUAAAUACAACAUUCAAACUGCACCCCUCCUCCUGGGAUCAGCGCUACCAGAAUCACACACUCCAUGCACGCUGAUUGGCACCUGCCUGUCCAAAAGUAAGCAGGCCAACUCCACGUUCUCUGGUUAUAGCUUACCAAAGAUUCACCCUUGUUCGGGAAGAGCUUUAUCCACGUGGUUUUCACCUUAACAUGAUAAUAUUUUCCAUUCUUUACCCCCUAUGCCACAUCUGGCAUAUUCGGUGGUUUGAAUCUCAUAGCUAAAUUGUAUCAACGCACCUGCAGGCUGGCGUUGGCUGGGGGAAACACACCAGCUCCCCGCCCAGAAACGUCCCGAGUCAACCAAAACAAAACAAAAUAUGAAAACCGAGGCAGAGGACAGGGUCUCUGCAGACAAAGUCACCCCAACACAUCUAUGGAUGCCCAUAAGUGAUGAUUGAGCAGCAUUACUUUUGUAUAAGUCUGUCAUUUAUUUUUUUAGGAGACGUUAAUGACUCUACCUUUAAAGGUUUGGUUUCCACUCAGGUCAGAAUUGAGUUUACAUUUGUGAUGCACUAAAAAGUGGAAUGCUGAUGAACAAUUACUUUGAUUUUUACUCAGAUGAUUAAAGUUGUUUAAAUAAAGUCUUUCUUAUGCUUA